UAUAACAAUGGCUUCACCACCAACCUGUUUGAGAAAACUCUGAAUAACUUUCUCCAAAGUAAAUACCUUCUUAAACAUCCAAUUACCACUGUUGCCAAAGAAACAAUCUAUUUACGUAUUCCAUUUUUAGGUGAGGUUUCCAAGAAAUUAGAAAGGGGUCUAUAUGAAAAACUUACAAAAUAUUAUCCUGAUAAACAUUUUCGUAUUGUGUCUACAAAUAGUCUAUGUAUAGGUAGUUUUUUCCUCUUUAAGGACACUCUGCCAACUGCCUUACGCUCGUCGGCUGUUUAUUGUUUCACUUGUCCCAGCUGCCAGGCUGAGUAUGUGGGUAGCACCUUGCGCUCACUUAUAAACCGAGCCAGCGAGCAUUUAGGCCAGUCUGCCAGAACAGGGCGCCCGCUACACAACGCCCCAUUUUCCGCGAUACGGGACCACUGCCUCUCAUGUGUGGCGUGUGCUGCUGCUGCUGCUGCUGGUCUGUACAGGGGGCGUCAGGGGGCUGACAGGGAUAAGACUGCAGACCAAUGGUACUGCCACAUCAGAAAGUCUUCUCCACUCAGGCGCCACUGUCAUCCCUACCCUCGCUCAGGUGAGCUUGUGUUUGCACGUGCGUCCCCUUCACCUGACCCGCACCAUGCCCCUCGUCAGCUACAAGCUGAAGGCCUCGCCAAAGGAGCUGUACCUGGGGCUGGAGGGCACGGCGGGUCGGCUAGCGUUUGAGUGUUGCGGCGGCAGCGUCAAGGCACGCCUCAAGGUGCCGCUCAGACUCUAUGAGUGGCAGCCGUUGUGUCUCGUCCUGCAUCUCCUCGCACGUAACCUUACAUUCGUCUACGAUACGCUAAUCGAACAGGUGGGCUUGGAGGUGGACAUAUCCAAACUCGGGUGGCGUCGCUUGGAAGUGGAAGGCGGCGGGGAGAUGACAGUAGGGCAGAGCGCGAACACUCUGGAAGGGCAAUUUGAUCUCUCACAAAGUCUUCACGCUGAGUUGGCUGACCUGCGCCUCUAUGAUAUUGCUCUCACCACCGCGCAAAUCGAGAGCUUCACUGGCUGCUUCAAGGACGAGCUGCUGCUUCAGACACCCGUGCUGAUGAGCCUCGAGCAAAGGAGCUUCGAGAUGCGAGGACCUACGGAGGAAAUAGAGGUGUCGGUAGCCGAGGUGUGUGGCAAAAGCAAGACAAGCUUCGCUAUGCUGUUCCCGAGGAAGAAGAAUUUUAAGGACGCUGUAUACUGGUGCGAAAAGUUCAGAGGACAAGUUGCCCUGCCCACCAGCGGCCCCGAAAACCAGGACAUUUUCAACAGGUUUGUGCGGUUCAGCAAGUCCUGCCAGGACAUGUGGCAGGGGCUGUACUGGGUGGGCGCCCGCGGAGAUCUGGCCACCGAGCAGUGGUUAACUCUUGGAGACAGGCAGCCCCUCACCUGGCACAACCUGUCCCUGGCCUCAAGUAGUGUCACCGAGCACUACCAGUGUAUCCUGGCAGGCGGCGCUCUCCAUCCUUACGAGUGGUACCACGCACCUUGUUCCGUCAGCACCUGCUCUGUGUGCAACUUCACUGCCUAUCCACUUAUACAUAUGCGGGGACUGUGCAGGUCUUCUCUGUUUGACCGAUCCAUGUAUAUUCAUGAAUAUCUAAACGACCAGCCCAUGUUUGAUGGUGCUGUGCACAGCCGUGUGGCGUGGGUUGACGACGCUUGGGUGAUCGAGAGCCGCCUCUACCCUAACCUGCGGGCACGCAUCCUGGAGAAGGUGGACUAUCCUCUGGGGCUGCACAAGUGGGAAGUGGAGGGUGACAAGUGCCGCCACAAAAAGGUCGAACUUCUGCUGACGGCGUGCAGGAAGAACGAGUUCACGUGCAACGACGGCACCUGCAUCGACUCGUGGCGGCGAUGUGACCUCUCCACAGAUUGUCCAGACGACUCAGACGAGUUGACCUGUGAGGUUGUAAAGACCGCAGAGGGCUACAACCCUUCGCUACCACCGCCGCGCCAGUCCUCCCUCCCCACCGCGCUCUAUCUCUUUAUUAACAUCACCUCCAUCCGCAAGUUUGAUGUGCAGUCUUUUACCCUUGCGGUGGAUACCAUCAUCACCCUACGCUGGAACGAGUCACGCGUCACCUUUCUCAACCUGCAACAGGAUUACCGCCGCAACAAAAUCAAGGACCAGUUUAAGAUAUGGACGCCCAAGCUCGUGGUGAUCGAUGGCACCAACAGCUGGGUACAGGGCAGCACCAGCGACGGCAGCGACCUCUAUGUAGAGCGACUAACCCAGCCUGAAGACGACGACGACUCCUAUCACCAUGAAGAGGACGCCUACAAAGGGUCACACAACAGCCUGGUGUACCAGAUGCACAAGUCUCUCUAUUUCCGGUGUGAUUUGGAUCUGCAAUGGUACCCGUUCGACAGCCAAAGGUGCCGCCUUUACUUCACCGUACAGGAUCUCACCGACUCCUCAGGCAGGCUGGUCAAGGAUGGACUGGGUCUGGAGUUCUCUGGAACACGGCAACUGCUAGAAUACAACUUAGUGGACGAGGCACUUGGGGAUGUAACGGUAAACGAGGUCACCAGCAUGAAGCUAAACCUCAAGUUCAUUAAUCUAUACAAGUACUACGCCAUGAACGCCUUCUUGCCCAGCCUCAUGAUGGUGGUCAUCUCUUACUCAACGCUCUUCUUCCAUAUUGACGACUUUGAGGACAGAAUUAUGGUAUCACUGACAUCGCAACUGGUGCUGGCUGCUUUCUUCAGCCAGGGUAGCCUCACCAUCCCCAAGACCUCCUAUCUCAAGCUUAUUGAUGUGUGGUAUGUCUCUCUCAUCUCCCAGGUUUUCAUCAUCAUCAUUUCACUUGUCUUCAUUGAAAACUUGAGACUGCACAGCUUGAAGGCUCCCAUGGGCAUCACCACUGUGCAUGUGGCUCCAGCAGACUCCCUCAAACAACCCCUAGAUUACAAGACCUCUUUUGGGGCAGACAAGGCCAAUAAAAUGAACACUUUCUUCAUCAUCUUCUAUCCUACUAUUUUUUUCUCAUUUAUUAUAUACUUUACAGUAUCAUGUGUGAAUGGCCUGCGGUCUUAACUUAUACACUUCAGAAAGCUUCCCUUACUUUCUAACUUCUAGGAUUUAUAGAAUAAAUACUUAACACUGCUGGUCAAUGUCUAGAUGCAAGUGGCAACAUUCUCUAGUGUCUUGGUAAUAAAGCCGAGAAGAAAAUGCUACUUACUCAUGAAACUAACCAUGACUGGAUGUACUCAUUAUUAUUCUCCCAUUUUAUAACUACAGUACCUUUCAUUCCAACACUCUUUCUAUAUCUAAGGCACCAGUGCAGCUGUUUUUUUUUUAUAUUAUUAUUAUUAUUGGGGAGGGGUAAAUCUGACUCCUCUAGUCUAUUUGGGCUAGGAUGGUGCCUCCUAACUAAAGACAUUGAAUUUGUUUGGCAUUUGGAAACCAUUACCUGAAAUGGAUGCCCUUCCUGCCCUCAGGCAGUAGCCAGGAUUUGAAACCAUGCACCUGAGGACCUCAUGGCCCCAAUGAGCUAAAGAGAUGUCUAGAUUUAAGAUAAAUAAAUGAU
Messenger RNA from Portunus trituberculatus (swimming crab), 3560 nucleotides. RefSeq lists its product as uncharacterized. The record is from RefSeq and is a predicted model, not a curated record. Gene Ontology annotation, molecular function: neurotransmitter receptor activity; protein binding; extracellular ligand-gated monoatomic ion channel activity. Gene Ontology annotation, cellular component: membrane; neuron projection; synapse. The transcript has 12 exons. Lineage: Eukaryota; Metazoa; Arthropoda; Malacostraca; Decapoda; Portunidae. Gene Ontology annotation, biological process: regulation of membrane potential; chemical synaptic transmission; nervous system process. Bases 635 to 3067 code for a protein of 810 amino acids.